Molecule: messenger RNA, 794 nt
Organism: Lecanosticta acicola
Lineage: Eukaryota; Fungi; Ascomycota; Dothideomycetes; Mycosphaerellales; Mycosphaerellaceae
Source: the annotation of a GenBank genome assembly
AUGGCCCACGUCACCGCCAGCAUGCAGGCGUUCCUGCGCCAGCAGGGCGUCGCCGAAGAGGUGCUGGCCCUCUUCACCGCCGAGGUGAUCCUCGCCAACGCCGUCGAGGAGAUGGAAAGCAGGGGCCUGGCGGCUGCUCUUCUCCCGCCGGAUGCCACCGUCGUCGAUCAGGCCGUCCGCCAGGUUUCCCGUAGCUCCUCUCCGGUUUCGACGAUGGAGAUGGACGGGCAGCAGCAGCUGGGAGAGCAGCUCUCUCCUGCUCCCUCGCGCUCCCAAUCGCCCGAGGCCGCAGCCUCCGACGACUCCGACAGCGAGCGUGCCUCCCGCUCCGCCUCGCCGCAAGCACCCCCCUCCUCCUCCUCUGCCUUCCCCCUCGUGGAAGCCAGCCCCCUCGCCCGCCUCACCGCCGCCCCAAAAUCCGUCUCCCGCGUCCCCAACCCCAAAUACACCACCUUCCAGCGCGACGAGUCGGAAACCUUCCGCUUCCUCUCCACGCGCCUCGCCAGCGCCAUGGUCGCCCUCCACCGCGUCACACGCACAGGCGACGCGCUGGUCCUGGGCCAAUUCGGCGUCGAUUUCUUGGGGCGCGAGAAUCUCUUCACUUCCCUCGAAUUCUACCUCGGCACUGACACCGACGAGGACGAUGAAGAGGGGGAAGGAGGUGGGAUUUUUGAGGUUUCCGAGGCGGUCAAGAAGCCGCUUUGGGAGUUGUAUGAUGUUUUGAGGAAGGCUUAUUGUCGCGAGCAGGCGACGAAGUUUCGGAGGGCGUUGGAGCGGUGUUUUUUGGUUUAUGA